Messenger RNA from Oncorhynchus nerka (sockeye salmon), 5730 nucleotides. RefSeq names its product formin-like 3. Gene Ontology annotation, cellular component: cytosol. The record is from RefSeq and is a predicted model, not a curated record. Bases 509 to 3673 code for a protein of 1054 amino acids. The transcript is spliced from 23 exons. Gene Ontology annotation, biological process: regulation of cell shape; cortical actin cytoskeleton organization; cell migration. NCBI's taxonomy places the organism in Eukaryota, Metazoa, Chordata, Actinopteri, Salmoniformes, Salmonidae. Gene Ontology annotation, molecular function: small GTPase binding; actin filament binding.
AGAAGAGUCUUCUAGACCGAAUCACACAACCAUCUGGAUCGCACAACAAUAAUGAAUGCAAAGGCAUCGUAGCCAAGGAAGUUCAGUCUAGCAACCAAUAAGUCGCUAUUUGGGUGGGUUGAAACAUAUAUUAUUGAAAGACGAUUUUACAGAAAUAGAUGGAGAUGGAUUGGCCUGGUAAAUCGGAAACCAUUCUUUGGAACAGAAAACAAUUGUUACUUUUGAGGUGAGGUUCAGUUUUAGAGUAAAAUACAGAUGAGAGUUCUCUACAAAUGCAAAAGUAUACGUUUUUAUUUUAUUUGAAAUGAGACCGCAUGGAACUGGUGUGGUGUAAACGUUUGAUUUAAACUGGAACUUUUGGAACAGAAGUGGCUGAUUUUGUAAUAACGCACUGGUGCAUUUUGGAGGAACGCAGGGAGUUUUCUCACUUUUGGAAAAACUCCGAAAAAACGCUCGGAAGAGGGAACUUUAUUUACUCUACUAUAAGGAUACAGUACUACUUUUAACCAUGGGGAAUAUUGAAAGUGUGGAUGGACAGUCGGACAAUAUGAAGCAUCAUAUGAUGCCAAUGAAAGUGCCCAUGCCUGACCAGUCGGAGUUGGAGGAGAGAUUUGCUUUAGUUUUGAAUUCCAUGAACCUUCCUCCCGACAAAGCCAGGCUCCUCAGACAGUAUGACAAUGACAAGAAAUGGGACCUCAUCUGCGACCAGGAACGGUUUCAAGUGAAGAAUCCUCCUCACACCUACAUCUCCAAGCUCCGGGGCUACUUAGACCCAGGAGUCACGCGCAAGAAGUUCCGAAGGCGGGUCCAGGAAUCCACUAAAGUUCUGAGGGAACUGGAGAUCUCGCUGCGGACCAAUCACAUAGGGUGGGUCCGGGAGUUCCUCAACGAUGAAAACAGAGGUCUGGAUAUCCUGGUGGAGUACCUCUCCUUUGCACAGUGUGCCGUCAUGUUGAAUUUUGAGGGUCUGGAUAAUGGGGAGGAGGGCUCCCUGGACAAGGCUACUUCCUGGAGUAGGUCUAUAGAGGAUCUACACCAGAGUGGCGCUCAGCCUUUCUGCAACACGCUGGUCCGCUCGGCACGCCAGUCUGUGCUCCGCUAUGGCACAGCACCUAACAGCAAAACCAUCAAGAACUCUAGACUCGUGAGCCAGAAGGACGACGUGCACGUUUGCAUCAUGUGCUUGCGAGCCAUAAUGAACUACCAGUAUGGCUUCAACCUGGUAAUGUCCCACGCACACGCAGUCAACGAAAUUGCCCUAAGUCUGAACAAUAAGAACUCAAGGACAAAAGCCCUGGUGCUGGAGCUGCUGGCUGCGGUGUGUCUGGUGAGAGGAGGCCAUGAGAUCAUACUCUCUGCAUUCGACAACUUCAAAGAGGUGUGCAAGGAGAAGCAUCGCUUUGAGAAGCUGAUGGAGUAUUUCCACGUGGAGGAUGGGAACAUCGACUUCAUGGUGGCCUGCAUGCAGUUCAUCAACAUCAUGGUCCACUCGGUAGAAGACAUGAACUUCAGGGUUCACCUGCAGUACGAGUUCACUAAGCUGGGCCUAGAUGACUACCUGGAGAAAUCCAAGUACACAGAGAGUGACAAGCUGUCGGUCCAGAUUCAGGCCUACCUGGACAAUGUGUUUGAUGUGGGCGGCCUGCUGGAGGACGCGGAGACCAAGAACGUGGCUCUGGAGAAGGUGGAGGAGCUGGAGGAACACUUGUCCCACGUGACGGAGAAGCUGCUGGAGGUGGAGAAUGAGACCAUCACGAAAGUGGCUGACCUGGAGAAGCAGCUCCUGCAGAAGGACAAGGAUCUCCACGUCAUACGGGAGACGUACGAGUCGACCAACACCCAGGUCCACACCCUGAGGAGGAUGAUCAAGGAGAAGGACGCUGCCUUCCAGAGGAGCUUCAACAUCGAGAAGCGCCUGCUGGAGAUGGAACAGCAGGGGACCAUCCGCCUCCGCAAGCAGCCGGACGGGGACAUCGCCAUCGAGCCCCUGGGAGGGGGCGGUGGUGGAGGAGGAGGGGGUAGAGGUCCGGGGGUGCCUCUGGGUGACUUUGGGCAGAACGGAGGAUUCUCAGUGGGGCCUGGAGGAGUAACAGGGCCAGGAGGACCAGGAGGACCAGGAACUAGUCUACCAUCGGCCAGUGAAGCACCACCUCCCCCGCCUCCCCCUCCUCCGCCUCCUCCUCCUCUGCCCUCUGCUUUAGGAGCGAAUGCUCCACCCCCACCUCCUAUGGCCCCGCCUUUACCAGGAACUGCACCCAACUUCAUCCUCAAUAUGGGCCUAUCAGCUAUCAGGAUCAAGAAGCCCAUCAAGACCAAGUUCCGCCUGCCUAUUUUCAACUGGACCGCGCUGAAACCCAACCAGAUCAACGGCACGGUCUUCAGCGAGAUAGAUGAUGAACGAGUACUAGAGGAGCUGGAUGUGGAGAAGUUUGAGGAGCUUUUUAAGACCAAGGCCCAGGGUCCUUUGGUGGACCUGAGUGGCCCCAAGACCAAAGUGUCUCAGAAGGCUGCCAACAAGGUCAGCCUGCUGGACGCAAACCGCUCCAAGAACCUGGCCAUCACCCUGAGGAAGGCCAACAAGAGCACCGAGGAGAUCUGCAAAGCCAUACAGAGCUUUGAUCUGAAGGCCCUGCCGGUGGACUUCGUGGAGUGUCUGAUGCGGUUCCUUCCCACGGAGGCGGAGGGGAAGACGAUGCGUCAGUACGAACGGGAGCGGCGACCGCUGGACGCGCUGACGGACGUGGACCGAUUCAUGCUCUUCUUCUCCAAGAUCGAACGGCUCACCCAGAGGAUGAAUAUCAUUACGUUCGUCGGGAACUUCUCGGACAACGUCGGCAUGCUAACCCCGCAGCUCAACGCCAUCAUCGCAGCGUCCGCGUCCGUCAAGUCUUCACCCAAGUUAAAACGCAUGCUAGAGAUCAUCUUAGCCCUGGGAAACUACAUGAACAGCGGCAAGAGAGGCUCUGUGUAUGGCUUCAAGCUACAAAGUCUUGAUCUGCUGCUGGACACCAAGUCUACAGACAGGAAGAUGACUCUGCUCCACUACAUAGCUGUGGUUGUCAAGGAGAAGUAUCCAGAGCUGGCUAACUUCUUCAACGAACUACACUUUGUGGACAAAGCUGCAGCAGUGUCUCUGGAGAAUGUGCUGCUGGACGUGCGGGAGCUGGGUAAAGGGAUGGAUCUGAUCAGGAGAGAGUGUAGUCUCCACGACCACUCUGUUCUCAAGGGCUUCCUCCAGACUAGCGACACUCAGCUUGACAAACUGCAGAAGGAUGCCAAGACUGCAGAGGAAGCCUUCAACAAUGUGGUGAACUAUUUUGGGGAGAGCUCCAAGACGACUCCUCCGUCCGUGUUCUUCCCUGUCUUUGUGCGAUUCAUCAGAGCUUACAAGGAUGCGGUGGUGGACAAUGAGCAGAGGAAAAAGCAGGAGGAAGCCAUGAGAGAGAAAUUACUGGCUCAGGAGGCCAAGCAACACGACCCCAAGGUCCAGGUAGUGAAGAAGAGGCAGCAGCAACAAGAGCUGAUCUCGGAGCUGCGUAAACGCCAGGCUAAGGACCACCGGCCCGUCUACGAGGGGAAGGACGGCACCAUCGAGGAUAUCAUCACAGAUCUCCGCAGCCAGCCUUUCCUGCGGCAUGACGCGCUGAUCCGGAGCGGCUGGAAGAGACCCUAAACAAACCACUCGUUCCUCCUCAUUUAUCCCCCAUUCGCUUUAUAACCCCCCCCCCCCUCCUUCCCUACCUGUGUCCCGGUGGUCUCACCCACCCGAGGCUGCAUCUCCCUGCAGAUCAGAGACUGAAAGCCGGACAGGACUGAACCAAUGGCCCAAGUUUUAAGGGGGUAUUUAUUUAUUUAUGGAGAUCUUAUAUGGACACGAUCUCUCAACAAGCAGGUAUAAGCACAGACAUCAGGUGGGUUAGUCUACCCCCUCUCCCACUGCAAACACACACCGCAUGCACGAAGGCACACACACAGAAAAUAGAGGACUACAGCGAUUGCCAGGGUUGGCAUUAAGAACAGGAGAUGAGCCCUUAAAGGGGGGGCUCGCCUCACAAAAGCAGGAAGGACACUGCAACUGCAUAAUGUGGACAUGGAACCACAAGUGCCUCCUGCCAAGUGCCUGCCAACGUGGAUCUCAUUUCCAUGAAUGUGGAUUUCCUCCACGCAAGUUGAGGAUGGGAGACAGUCGGUCGGUUGUAUAAAAUGACAGCAUAUGUUGACUGGGAUUUCCAUUUCAAAGAGAACAGGGUUGUUUUCACAAGGCCCGAAACGAAAGAAAACAGACUGAAACAGGGAGGGACGAGCUGGACCUGACCAAUAAGAAAUGUUUAUUUUUCGUGGCAAAACGCUUUAGGUUGUGAGCCCUAAUGAAUACGGCCCAGGGUUUUGCCAUCGCAGAACGUCUCUGUCCACAGAUUGAAGAUGAUUGUUCCGAGUCUUUGGAGAGGUUUCUGUACAAGCUAGCCAAACCAAACUUCCUCUACUCGGUCUUAUUAUUUUGAGAACGAAUUAAGUGCCUUUUUUGUUUAGACAGUAUUAUUUCUGUGACUCAGCUAUAAUUUGUAUCUUUAGUUGUUAAAUAUUUGAUUUUUUUAUUGCAUUUGUUUGAUAACAUUACCUUCGGAAAAAAAAGAAGAAAAAAAAGAAUAAUAUGUAAUGGUUUGGAAUCAGAAUUCCAGCUUUAAUCACUAUACAGUAUUUAAAGGUUGCUUCUCAGCACUGUUCUCUAAAUUCGUUUAGGCCAGUGUCUGAAAACAUUUGAGUGGGUAAAAACAUUCUGUGUAUUUACUUUCUAUUACUUUUAACUUUAUGACCUACAGUCCAAUCACCACUUCAGUCUUACCACUUUAGGCCGGGAUUCAUUCCAAUCCGCCUUAUGGUGCAGUUGACAUUUAGGGCUCUAUUCAAAAAACUGGAUCGCUGGAGCGUUACAUAGAAAUGUUAAAGGUCAUUUCCCGACUGAGCCGACAAUGUGCAGCGUUUUACAGUGAAUGCAGGUGGCGCUGACGCCGGAGCUUUUUGCCUUUAAACUUCAAUCACGCUGAACUUCCGAGACACGGGUUGAGUAGAGCUCUUUAAAAAAAGUCUGUCCGAUUUUUAUUUAUUUAACUAGGCAAGUCAGUUAAGAACAAAUUCUUAUUUUCAAUGACGGCCUAGGAACAGUGGGUUAACUGCCUGUUCGGGGGAAGAACGACAGAUUUGUACCUUGUCAGCUCGGGGAUUUGAACUUGCAACCUUUCGGUUACUAGUCCAACACUCUAACCACUAGGCUACCCUGCCGCCCCGAUUAUGCCAAGAUAUCCGGCGUUUCAGUCAAUACGGCCAUGCAUUUGUUUGGUAGGUAAAGAAUGCAUUGCUUGGUUCGAACCAUGUUCUUUAUGCAUCAAGUUCCUGAACUGUCAUGAUGAACAAUUUCCCCCCCUUAAUAGCCAUCAAGUUAAGCACAAUGACUGUGCACUCAGAUUUACAAAUCGGUGUUUCAAUAUGGCAUUUCCACAAAAGGGACAGCGCGUAUUUACACUACUUACAUUGCCUUAAUGUUGUACGAGACACUACUUCUAUAGCAGAUAUUUCUACAUAUAUUUACAUUUGAUGUAAAUCAACGAAUUUUAUGCCUUUUACUUGUGCUUGUCUGUCGUAAGGAUGAAAUGAAAUAGUGCCUGACAUUUGAUGCGUGUUGUCCAAAAGACCCCCCCCCUUAAUAAAACAAAAUGACAAUGUGACUCACAA